UACCUCUUUCAUCUGGUACAGUAACUUCAGCAUAUGCAAUGUAAUAUAAAUAACCACUUUCUUAUUUGCAAAUAAAUAAUACAAAAUCAUAGAGUUGGACUUUUUAGCGCUAUUUAAAAUACCAAAAUGUCUUACUUCGUUGACGUUGUUACAGAAGACUCAUUUUAUGAAAAUCUGACGUUAGGUGUCGUUAAAAUUUUGGAAAAUAGUCCAUGCGUGAAAAAUGUUCAAAUCGACUUGAGAAGUGCUUGUGACAGAGUAGCUCUUUCAACUUGGGAGCAAAGACAUUGUUGUAAUUUGUCAGAAGAAGUGAGAAAUUUUUAUGCUUCUAUUGACGGAUUUUUAUUAACUUGGAGUCUGGAAAUUGCAGGGGAAGAAUUCCCACUGGGUCGAAUGGAGGUCAGCAAUCUCGCUUCCCUAAAGCGUUUCGUGGGCAGCAAAGAACAGCAAGCGGCAGCAGAAUCACGCCAUCAUGAAGGUCCUCAAGUUCCUUCCUUUGACCCUCGUUGUAAGCUCUUCGAAAUUGCUCAGAGCGGUGAAAGUAAAGUAAUUCUGGCUGACCAAGUUCGUUCUGACCAAGAAGAACCCGGAAUAUGGCUUUACCAUCCGGGUAAAGACCAGUGGCAUUAUUUAGCUGAAAAUUUUACCAAAUACUUUCGAAUGAUGUUGGUACACCUUGGACUUCCACUUUGGCAACAUUGCAUUGUUGGGAUACCAGUACCCACCUGGGUGGAGCAAGUUUUCUUUCUAGUGGGGCCACACCUGCUACCAACGACUGUUAAACCAAAAGAAUCUGUAUCAGAGAUCCUCUGGAGUGAAGGUCCUACGAAUGUAGUCGAUCCUGCAAUUUUCAAGAAUAGGGAGAAGCAGCAGAGGAGCUUGAAAAAGAAAUAAUCGAAGGCGAACUUCUUCAAUGAUAGGUGCAUGAUUGAUUCAGAAAAAGAGUUUUAACUCUUUUGUUAUUUAGAGCCUUUUCUAUUUAAUUGUUAUUGAAUUAAUCAAUUUUAAAAACUGCUGUAUAAAUUAUUUGA
Belonocnema kinseyi is the source of this 1031-nucleotide messenger RNA. Its product is annotated as tubulin polyglutamylase complex subunit 2. The transcript is spliced from 3 exons. The record is from RefSeq and is a predicted model, not a curated record. Gene Ontology annotation, biological process: protein polyglutamylation. The coding region runs from base 127 to 894 and encodes 255 amino acids. Lineage: Eukaryota; Metazoa; Arthropoda; Insecta; Hymenoptera; Cynipidae.